AUCAAGCAUAUUUCAGGUGGAUGGAAUAUGCUAAAAUGCUUUGGAUUGCUUCGAUUCGAAUCAGCUGCCCAUGCUAGAAGGUGGUUGGAAAUUGACAAAGUAAUUCGACAGCCUGACUUCCUUGGCUCUGUGGAUAUAUUUAUGCUGCCCUUGAAAAAAUCAGAUAUGACAAACAGAGGCUAUCCCAUCAUACAACUUAUAAGUCUUCAUAUUACCUUUCUUGAUAUUUAUGUGAAACAAUAUCUCACGAAAAUGGAGGAAGCUGUAAAGUUAUUUGGUGGCAUACCUCAUGUUGUAUGCCAUCAGAAACCUUGGACAAUCAGAGGAAACCAACUGCCAGGUUCUAUAAUAAUAAAUCAAUGGCCAGACUUCACGCACUUCUUGAAUUAUAAAACUUCAGGUGAAUGUAGACUUUGA
Protopolystoma xenopodis is the source of this 417-nucleotide messenger RNA. The record is from the annotation of a GenBank genome assembly. NCBI's taxonomy places the organism in Eukaryota, Metazoa, Platyhelminthes, Monogenea, Polystomatidea, Polystomatidae.